Molecule: messenger RNA, 5294 nt
Organism: Acipenser ruthenus (sterlet)
Lineage: Eukaryota; Metazoa; Chordata; Actinopteri; Acipenseriformes; Acipenseridae
Product: oxysterol-binding protein-related protein 2-like
Exons: 17
Coding region: 435-1796 (453 amino acids)
Cellular component (GO): intracellular membrane-bounded organelle; membrane; cytosol
Molecular function (GO): cholesterol binding
Source: RefSeq, a predicted model, not a curated record
UGACUUACGAUAGGCGGGCCGGCUUGUCAAUGAGUUCGCCCUUGUCACCACUUCCGCCUCUGUGUCACUAGGUUGUGAUUGUGUCUGUUGAGUCUCGCAGGACGAAAUAUUAACAGUUCCUGACAACGAGAUAUUACAGAAAGAAAGCCUGCUUGAAGCCAGCUGAGGUUGCAGUUUUACUGGGUUGGGGGGACUACUGUAGUGUGUGAAGUCUUUGAUCCACUUCCUGGGUUAAAGCGAGGAAUCUGCAGUACAAUAAAUAUUUCCUCCACUCAUAAGGACAAUGUACUGAAGACACAUUAUAAACAAAGGGGUACAUCGUUCCACAUUAGAAAAUGAACAAUGAAGAUGAGUUCUAUGAUGCUGUUACAGUUCUAAAGUUGAAACGCUGGUAAAGCUUGGAGUCUGAUGAGUCCUAUGAAGGCAGUGCAGAAAUGAGUUCUAAAGUAGCCAGUACGAUUGUCAAUGACAGCAACAGUGCAAAACAGAAAAUGAAUGGGUCCCAGCCACAGGAGAAUGGAAUCCGGAAACGAAGAACUACCUUGCCUGCCCCUAUGUUUUCUAGAAGUGAUUUUAGUGUGUGGAGCAUAUUGAAGAAAUGCAUUGGACUGGAGCUGUCCAAAAUAACAAUGCCUAUAGUUUUUAAUGAGCCGCUGAGCUUUCUACAGCGAAUCUCUGAAUACAUGGAGCCCACAUACCUCAUUCACAAAGCUAAUUCCCUCACAGACUCUGUGGAAAGAAUGCAGGUUGUAGCUGCGUUUGCUGUUUCUGCUGUUGCCUCUCAGUGGGAGAGAACUGGAAAGCCAUUCAAUCCACUACUAGGAGAAACAUAUGAACUUGCAAGGGAUGACCAAGGAUUCAGGCUUGUAUCUGAGCAGGUCAGCCACCACCCCCCCGUUAGUGCAUUUUAUGCAGAAGGUCUCAAUAACGACUUCAUUUUCCAAGGGUCUAUUUACCCCAAGCUCAAGUUUUGGGGGAAGAGCGUAGAAGCGGAGCCAAGGGGAACAAUCACGCUAGAGCUUCUCAAGCAUAAUGAAGCCUACACAUGGACAAAUCCUUCUUGUUGUGUACAUAAUGUUAUUAUAGGUAAACUGUGGAUCGAACAGUACGGAACGGUUGAGAUUAUCAAUCACAGUACUGGGGAUAAAUGUGUUUUGAACUUCAAACCAUGUGGAAUGUUUGGGAAAGAACUCCACAGAGUAGAAGGUUAUAUUCAAGACAAGAAUAAAAAGAAGCUGUGUGUGAUUUAUGGCAAAUGGACAGAAUGCAUGUGGAGCGUAGAUCCUAGCACAUACGACUCCUUCAAAAAGUCUGAAAAAAAAUGGGUGGAGCCAAGAAAGCCCAAGCAGAACGACGAUUCAGACAGGUCUGAGAAUGAUGAGGCUGAUGACAUGCCUGAAGUUCAGGAAACGGUUCAGGUUGUUCCUGGUAGUAAGCUUCUCUGGAGAGUCGCCUCAAGACCUCCAGACUCCACACAGAUGUACAAUUUCACUAACUUUGCUGUGACUCUGAAUGAAAUGGAUCCAGAAUUGAUAGGGGUUUUAGCACCAACAGACUGCCGCUUUCGUCCAGAUAUCAGAGCUAUGGAAAAUGGAGAUAUGGCUUUGGCCAGCAGAGAGAAAGAACGAUUAGAAGAAAAGCAAAGAGGUGCUCGUAAGGAACGCGCCAAAAAUGAAGACGAAUGGAAGACCAGGUGGUUCCAGUUAAGCACAAACCCACACACUGGGACACCAGACUGGAGUUUUACCGGGGAGUACUUUGAUAGAAAAUAUGCUGACUGCCCGGAUAUUUACUGAGAGAAGAAUGAACUUCCAACAGCCUGCCCCAUAUCAUCUCGAAUUGGAAAUGAGAUCAAAUUCCUCACAACUGUUUUGUUAUUUACAAACCCCUUUCAACUGCUGAGACCGAACCAGUAAUUUAAAUGAUGUUAAGCAGUUUGACAACCAGAAGAUUAUUCUGAAGUACUGUUUUAAAACAAGCUGCUGCAUCCAGUACAUUUAUGCAUUUAAGUUGCUGCUUACAACAUCACUUUCUUAGGGUUUAAUACUAUUUACAUUUUUAAAUGGAACAAGGUUGAUAUUAAAAAAGUAGGAUUCAAGCCAGACAAAGUUGAGUUGAAAGGAUCAAUGGAAUAUAUAGUUUGUUCUUGUCCCAAAACAGUGGUGUACUUUUUUAUGUGUGGUCACACAUUUAACACAUUUGUGACCCAGCUGAUUAGGUGAAGUGCAGUGUAGAUGGUGGCCCGACUCCUCACCACUGUGGCAUACCGGCCCUCGCGGUCUCCGUAAUGAACCUCAGAGGUAGGUGCUGCAUGUAGUGGUAUCAGGACUGUGCCAUUGUCAAUGCAGUGGCAUCCCUUAUGAAACGAACUGUAAUGUUUCCAGUAAAGCAAAGCAAACCAGCAAAACUGAUUAAUCCACCCAGGUUUAAAAUAAAAUAUCACCUGCAGGCUAAAAUAUAAAUAAAACCAAUGAUCAGUUCAAAUACCCAAUUCUGUAAACUGGCUCUUGGUUUCUGACUGACCCAGACUGGUGGUUCAUUUAUUCAUUUAUUGUUGGAAAUAUCCGUCACCAUACCCUUGAGCAUUACUGAUGAGCUAUAUAUAUAUAUAAUUUAUGAGGAUAAAAAAGCUGGUCAUUUUAAAGAUGUGUUUUUUCACGAGCAGGAUCUGAAUUGAACGGUUAUUGAAGGGGUGUUUAUUAAAUUAACUUACUGAGUUUAUAGUCAGGUGUGUUUAAAGCAAGCAGUCCUGAAGGCCUUGCAGCAUUUUCCAUUAGAGGAAAACUGAAAAAUUAAUGAUGUAAUCCCCUUUGUAACAUGUUGACAAAGCACAGUACUUUCUCAAAAUAGUCAACUACCUUAUUCGUAAAGCAGCAAAACUUCACUAAAUCUCAACUUGAUAGUUUACCUCUUCUUGUUUGUUAUGCCAGACUAAUCUAAGAAAAACAUAUAUUUUAAUUUUAAUUUUUUAAGCUCAAACAAUCACUUAUUUGACUGUACAGAUGAGGCACUUAAAAUGACCAGAUCAUGGUUAUGUAACCAUUGAUGCUGUUUUAGUGCCUAUGAAGAAAUACAGUUUUGUUGUAAAAAUGUCCAAUAAGACUAGCAGAAACAUUUUGUUCUUUAUUUUGAAUGUCAUUAUUUAUGUGUAGCACAUGUAGAACAUUUAAGUGACUUGUAGCUAACUUUCAAGCACGCUCUGAAAACUAACUUUCUGCUCAAUUUGCCAGGGAUUGGUUUCUAUGUAUUACCCAUCAGCAGUACUUACAAAGAAACAACAUUUCUACAGGCCUAUAGAUGUUUGUACAUUUAAAUAUUGAUGACAUUUUAUUUUAAUUGGUAACAAAACCAAAAGCUGCUUACAAGGAGGGAUCUAAAGCCUUAUUGAUUAAGUUCCCUAGUGGUAUUGUCAAUACAUACUGUAAAAACAUGAUUUUUGAGGGUAAUUUAUCUUUACAGCUGGAAAUGAGCAUGUAUUUAUUACUAAAUCAGUAAAUACAUUACUUGUAAGUCUUGGAUAGUUUUAAUAUUAAUUAGUGAAGCAGAAUUAGAUUGUUAACCUUUAUUUAGCUUUCAAUAAUUCAAAUGCAAAUAAAUAUAAACUAACACUGGCUUAUCCACUGAAUUUAUUUGUUGUAAACAUAAUGAUUAAUUAUAUGCUUAAACCUAACCCUGAAAAUAGCAUUAAUUCCUAAAAUGGGUGGCUUGCAGGAAUAUGUGUUGAAUGAUUUCUAUUAACUACUGUUUAAAAUUAUAUAAGAAACCACGAGGUCUAAUUUUAAAUAUAAACAACAAUCUAAAUACAGCCACCCUUUUAACUAUGUUAAAUUCCACACCAUAAACUUUUUUAUGAAUAAAACUUGAAUUUAUGUUGCAAGGGGCUAAAGAACAAAAUCAAAGUGUACAGAGUAGAAACUGCAAUAGUCUUCAUUAAGAGUAAAUGUUGGGUUGUAGUUUUGCAAUUGGUAAGGUGAGGACCAAGAAUAUGUACAGUAGAUACUUUUAGAAUAAUAUAGUAAUAAUAAAAUAAUGGAAAACGCAUCUCUGAUUGUCAGCUAUCUUCCAUAUUCACAGUUUUGUUGUCAGUGGUUCUUCUCAAAAACACCUUCAUGCUCCAUAAAGCAAUUAUAAUUUGACCUAGUGUUGGCUUUUAAAAUAAGCAUUUCCAGAAUCUAUGCAAACAAUCAUCAAUAUGCACUUCACACACAAUCUAUAUCGUCAAUAUACAUACUUUAGUUGGCCUUUUUUGCUUUUUGGCAGCUGGCUGAUGGGAAGGUCUACAGAAGCAUUGGCAAAACAAGCAGCAUAACAGAGAGGUGAGACGGAGGCACGUAUCUUUAAGUAAAGCUGUUUCAGAUGGAUAUGAUUAAAUUAGACUUCACAACAUGACAAAAGAGUUAGUUUGAACAGAGAUUGUUAUUUAGCAAUUGCAAUUUAAAGAUCCUUUAUUUUAAUGAGAGAUUAUACUAUUUUGAACUGUUUUUUUUUUUUUUAGUAUUAUUAAUUUUUGUAGGUUUAGGUAAUUGUAGAUGAUUUCCUUAACCACCAUAGGCUACCUAAAGACAAAAUCUGUUACAAAUUCAAUAAAGUACAAUAAUAAUUAUCUUCAGGUUUUAUGAUUUGAUGAAUGGGUUGGGUGCAUUCAGAAAAUGUGUAAACUUUCGUUGUUAAUGUUACUGAAGAAAAAGACUGAAAAGUAUUGCAAAAGUACUCCCUGUUUUCUACACACAUUGUAUAGAAUACAUUUAACACUACAGCUAGUUGUAUGAAUACAAUACAAUUUUCUGUCUCCUGAAAAUGUAAGUUUGGUCAUUUGUGAACUAUAUGGAAAUAAUGUACCAUCAUAACAAAAACAAACGAACAAGCAAAAAGGUAUUUUGAUGUAUACUUGGUUUGUGGAGUGUGUGGAAGAGAACACUUGCCUGUGUACCAGUUAGUAGCCCCCUGUUGUAUACUGUCAUUUGCUGUCUGUAUUUUAUUCUUAGUCUGUUUUUUUUCUUUCGCCUAACGCUGUAUUGUCUCAACAAUUGCGUUUGCCAUAUCAAUGUUGCCUGAAGAUAAUAAUAAAAAAGGCUAUUGUGAAAUGGAUUUAUUUUUAUAGUAUUUAAAUUUUUUGAAGCCCAUCCUCCUAACUUAAAAAAGAAAAAAACAAAACAUGAAUUAGAAAUUGUCUGGGUUCUAUAGUAUGAAUAUAAGUAUGUUGGCAGUUUAAUGUAAAAACCAUUUACUAAAUGAAAAUCUUCCUUUUGGAAAUAAGUUAAUUCUUUUUAAAUAAAAAAUGAUGUUGAACAGCU